AUGUCAUUCGGUCGUCCGGGAACAUUCGAUAACUGGAAGGUCUCGCCUCCAGCGAGAGGGUCAUUCCCGCUAGACCACGACGGCGAAUGCAAGACAUUCAUGAUCUCCUACCUGAAAUGCCUCAAGGCCAACGCGGCGGAUAACGGGGUUUGUCGGCCCGAAUCGCGCAAGUACUUGGAGUGCAGGAUGGACCAUGGUCUGAUGACGAGGGACGAUAUGGCCAAUCUCGGGCUCGGCGAUGUCGGAACGCAACAUACCGCUUCAGCACCUAUAAAUCCACCCGAUGCCGCUACCAGCACAACGAGGAUAUGA
This is a messenger RNA of Dioszegia hungarica, 312 nucleotides long. RefSeq names its product putative metal ion transporter. The transcript is spliced from 3 exons. NCBI's taxonomy places the organism in Eukaryota, Fungi, Basidiomycota, Tremellomycetes, Tremellales, Bulleribasidiaceae. The record is from RefSeq and is a predicted model, not a curated record. Gene Ontology annotation, biological process: mitochondrial respiratory chain complex IV assembly. Bases 1 to 312 code for a protein of 103 amino acids. Gene Ontology annotation, cellular component: mitochondrial intermembrane space.